Messenger RNA from Phytophthora infestans T30-4, 1275 nucleotides. RefSeq lists its product as uncharacterized. The record is from RefSeq and is a predicted model, not a curated record. NCBI's taxonomy places the organism in Eukaryota, Oomycota, Peronosporomycetes, Peronosporales, Peronosporaceae. Bases 1 to 1275 code for a protein of 424 amino acids. Gene Ontology annotation, molecular function: protein binding. The transcript has 5 exons.
AUGAGAGCUCGAAGAGACGAGAUUCGAGCCGCAAAGCGAGCGGAUAUAGCUAGUGGUGAUGCGUCUAUGUCGGCGUUGAGAGCAACGCGCAGCUUGCCGGGCAUCUACGCUCGCAUGGACGAUUUAGGAGAGGAAGAGCUGCAGUUGCUGGCAAAUCGCUUCCAAAAGUCUAAAGCUCCAAGUCUGAGUCAGACGCAGCUGAAUCCUCAUGGGAAAUAUCAUACUUGGUACGUGAAGGACGCGUAUCCGAUUGCCGGCUCGCAGCUGAAGCUCGAAAAGGAGCGUGAGAUGGAGAUCGCAGCCAAGAGAAAACUGCUGCUUACCGAUGCGUCCUUGGGCUUGGAACGUGCUCGUGGAUGCUCCAAGUUGGAGCAAUAUUUCAGUAAACUCACGACAUCAAUGAAAAGCGAGCAGGAGAAAGUGCGACAAACGGAGGAUGAGCGGCAGAUUCGACUGUGCGAGGUGCAACAUCGACAAGGACUGGAGCAGUUCUGGAGGUUGAUGCGUGCAGCUCCAAAAUGCGAAGUAAUUGCGUGGCUAACGUUCCACUCGUUCGUGGAUGUGAACGUACCUGUGAGUCUCGUUUCUAAUGGCAGUAUGGACAAGAUCAUUGUACGCGAAGACAGAACGUUGGGUGUCACUCCGCUGAUGGCUGCGUGUCGGUCAUUGUGUGUUGAACUUGUGCGCUGUCUGCUGGAUCAAGGUGCAGUCGUGUGGCUUGCCACUGCAAAUGGCGACACUGCACUCCAUUUCCUGUGGAGAGAUUGGACGCUGGGAGCUACCGAUACGAUCAAAGAUGUCGCCUCGCUAUUGUUACGAAGUCAACGGCUACAAGGCAUUGUAGUGGCUCUAAUAGCGCAAGGAGUCAAUGUCAAUGCCAAGAACGCAUUUGGGGAAACAGCUUUACAAUUCUGCGCUCGCUAUAAUCUGCUCGACUGUGCAAAAUUGCUACUAAGACACGGCGCCGAUGCUUUCACUCGUGAUCGAAAAGGACACUCUUCUUUGGAUUAUGCUCGCGACAAUCACUACGAGAGUCUUUAUCAAUUACUCCUGCAUUACAACACAAUAGAGCGAGUUGGUGCCAGAGAGAAGGAGCGACAAGAAGCAAUCACGCUGCUUGAUCGAAAUCGUGGAGCGUUGACGGCAACUUGGUCUCAAACACCAAAGAACUUCUUCUCCAAACUUGAGGUGGAACAGGCACGUGCUGGUCAUUUACGAAACCAAUACGUUGACUGCAGGGGCCAAGUGAUUGUUUGCCCUGACGAAGACGAGUGA